UUUCCACCAAGUCACUAGGCACUUUGUUUAAUGCUUUUAUUCAGACGUAUUGGAUUCUUUUGAAUAAGAAAGGAAAUUAUAAAAAAGGCAAUUGCUACAUCAAGGCUAGGGUUAAACAGACUUUCAAGGGGAUGGCGCUUGACGAAGGUAAGCCUCAAGAAGAGGUGCUACUUGAUGCACUUUGGAAGCUGAAGGAGCUCUACGAGCUACUCAAAAUACCUCCCCCACAAGAGGAAGAAGCUGCUACACCGAGCACUGAAUCGAUGGAGGAGCACAGGAAAUUGAUGGACGAGCAGAUGGCACUGGUGCGAUCUAUGGAGGCGAUGGAGUUUAACCAGGCAAGCAUGGGAGACUUGUUCUCGGUGGAAAAGGAGCUGGGUCAGGGAGGCCAAUCAAGUGUCUACCAAAUCAAACGCAAGAGCGACGGUCAAUUGUUCGCUUGUAAAUCAAUUCGGGUCACUGACAAUCUUGAAGACCAAGCGGAGUUAGAGAUGAGAGUACUCACGAAACUCUCCAAGAGCACAGCAAAAAGUGGUGUGGUUCAACUAGUGGACGUUUUCAAAGAACAAGAAUACCAUCACCUUGUCAUGGAGUUGUGCCAGUGCUCGCUGCGAGAUGUGUUGAAGGACAAGGGGAGGCUGAGUGAGCACGAGGCAGCACUGGUGAUGAAGAAAGUGGCCAGGACUGUGGGCGAAAUGCACGACAUGGGAAUAGCUCAUAGGGAUAUCAACACUGCCAACAUCCUCCUAGGGAUUAAGGAGAAAUUUGACAGCAUAAAGGUGGCUGACUUUGGAACGUGUUGGUUGAGCGAGGGGCCAGGCGUAAAGUUUAGGAUGAGCGACCUUUCUGGGACACAGGCUUACAGCGCCCCAGAGAUGGUGAAUUCUGAUGAUGAGUAUGAUGAGAUGGUAGAUGUGUGGGGCGUGGGCAUUGUCUUGUAUGAGAUAUUGUCGGGGCAGUUUGCAUUCUGGGUGGGGAGGAAGGAAGUGCCGGUGACCUCCCUUGACUGGACGGAUGUGAGCGAGGAAGCCAAAGAUCUCAUUCUCCAGCUGCUCCACUUGGACCCGAGAAAGAGGCUGCCAAUCCAUGAGAUUGAGAAGCAUCCAUGGGUCGUCAAGCAUUCUGCUGUACAGCAGGAAUUGUGUCUGGAGAUGGAUUUGAAGCCGGGCUUGAAGCGAAGGCGAGGUGAUCAGGAAGAAGCAGAGGAAAGUCUUGUGGCAAAGAAGGUGCGGCUUUGGAGCAUAAGUUGCCUUGACAGUUUUGGAGAAUGAGAAUGCCAUCCGAGGAGCACUACGAGCGUCUGUUGGACAUGUCUGGUCGGGCCGAAAGAAAUUCUAUCCCAGCCACGUUGUACGGGGGAAUUUUCUUGCCUUCAAGAACGAAAAAGAGAGAAAAGAAUUCCUACCA
Selaginella moellendorffii is the source of this 1407-nucleotide messenger RNA. RefSeq names its product calcium-dependent protein kinase. Bases 132 to 1271 code for a protein of 379 amino acids. Gene Ontology annotation, biological process: mitotic DNA damage checkpoint signaling; protein phosphorylation. The record is from RefSeq and is a predicted model, not a curated record. The transcript is spliced from 2 exons. NCBI's taxonomy places the organism in Eukaryota, Viridiplantae, Streptophyta, Lycopodiopsida, Selaginellales, Selaginellaceae. Gene Ontology annotation, molecular function: protein serine/threonine kinase activity; ATP binding. Gene Ontology annotation, cellular component: nucleus; cytoplasm.